This is a messenger RNA of Setaria italica (foxtail millet), 645 nucleotides long. RefSeq lists its product as uncharacterized. Gene Ontology annotation, biological process: DNA integration. The record is from RefSeq and is a predicted model, not a curated record. Gene Ontology annotation, molecular function: nucleic acid binding. The transcript is spliced from 2 exons. NCBI's taxonomy places the organism in Eukaryota, Viridiplantae, Streptophyta, Magnoliopsida, Poales, Poaceae. The coding region runs from base 1 to 645 and encodes 214 amino acids.
AUGAUGAUUGAGGCGGAGGAAGAUUGGCACACACCUUUCAUUGCCUUCAUCACCGACAACAAGGCGCUGGAGGAUAAAGCUAAGCAUGAGAAGCGAGCACGGCGUAGUGCCAACUACGUCGUCGAUGGUAAGGAGCUGUUUAGGAAGGUCGCAUCUACCAGCAUCUUAAUGAAGUUUACCAAGUGGAUCAAGGUGAAUGCUAUAACUAGUGUAGAGUUAGACAAAGCCGCUCAGUUCAUCGAGGAGAUCACCCAUCCCUUCAAGGUUCCAAACAGGAUCAUCACCGACCUGGGCAAGAAAUUCACAAGGUUUGACUUCUGGGACUUCUGCCUAGACAACCUAAUUGAUGUAUACUACUCUUCAGUAGCACACCCGCGCUGUAAUGGGCAAGUCGAACCUGCCAGUGGGAUGGUUCUCCAGUCCCUAAAAUCACGCAUCUUCGACAACGCCUCCAAAUACACCACCAAAUCGCUUCGUGAGUGUCCCCACAUAAUAUGGAGUCUUUGGAUGCAAAAAAGCCGAGCCACCAGCUAUACUCCUUUCUUCCUAGUCUAUGGCUCAGAGGUCAUGCUACCAACUGAUGUCACUUUCGGAGCUCCACGAAUCCAGUACUACGAGGAGGGUGAAGCUGAGAAAAUCCGGUAG